Messenger RNA from Ananas comosus (pineapple), 1663 nucleotides. RefSeq lists its product as uncharacterized. The transcript is spliced from 3 exons. Gene Ontology annotation, molecular function: zinc ion binding; nucleic acid binding. The coding region runs from base 100 to 1248 and encodes 382 amino acids. The record is from RefSeq and is a predicted model, not a curated record. NCBI's taxonomy places the organism in Eukaryota, Viridiplantae, Streptophyta, Magnoliopsida, Poales, Bromeliaceae.
UGCGUGACUUUCGCCCGAUUAGAGUCGCUAUUAAUUGUUUCGUAUUCGGCCCAGAGGGUUGAGGACUGACCGAGUUGUCGUGUCGUGUUUCAGGAAACGAUGGCACCGCGUAGGCGAUCUUCGGCUAGAUCGGCGCGGGAGGGGACAAGUGGUGUCCCUGAGCAGAACGAGGCGAGCGGAGACUUGGAGCUUCGCGAUCAGUUGGCCACACUCGUAGGAGUGGUCAGGCAACAAACGGAUGUGGUGCAGCGUCAGCAGGAGGCUGCUCUGCGUCAGGAAGAGCAGAUAAAGAGACUGCAGGAGACGGUGGAUCAGUUGGUGACCACACCCGUUUCGGUUCGUCAUGUACAGCCGGGAGUUGCGGCAGAGGCAUUUCCGUCGGAGUCGGGUGAUCCGACUGCUGUUAGUUCAGAGGUGGAAGCAGAAAGAGAGCGAGCUUUGGCGGCCCUCAUGUCGUUCAAGAAGUUUGAUCCGCCUACUUUUGAUGGGGAGGACACAGAUCCAUGGACUGUGGAGUCGUGGAUUGACUCCAUAGAGUCUAUUUUCGAGGACUUGUACACAGUGGAGCGGGACAAGGUGCGCCUAGCCGUGCAUUGUCUGCAACGAUCAGUGAAGACGUGGUGGAAAGGCAUCAAGCAGAAUCGAUCGCCUAGUCUUCCUCCUAUGACUUGGCAAGAGUUUCGGGAAGUAAUAACUUCAGUUUAUUUCCCCGAUAGUGAAAAGAGGAAGCUUCGGGACAGGUUUCAGAAUUUGCGGCAGGGAGAUCGCUCUGUAAGAGAAUACGAGCGGGAAUUUUCCCGUCUCGUGAAUUGGGUUCCAGGUGUGGUACAAGAUGACAAGGAUCGAGCUGAUUGUUUUGUACGAGGACUUCAGCCUGAUAUUUUUAAGGCAGUGCAUAAUCUGAAGUUGCAAACCUUUGCUGAAGUUUUGGAUCGGGCCUUGUGGAUAGAACAAGGCAAUGCAUCUGUGCGGGAGGAGCGCGAGUCUUAUUACAAGGAAAAAGGGAAAGGACGGCCAGCAAGUGGGGACGAUGGUCAGUCAAGUUCUCAGCAAACCUCAAAGUAUUCGCGCUCGCGAUCUCGAGCUCCGGGAACAUAUAGCAUUCGAUCCUCAGCACGAUGUGUUGUUUGUGGGGGUCCUCACUACCCACAGCAGUGUGAGCAGCGAGAAGGCAAGUGCUUCAGAUGUGGACAGCCAGGUCAUGCGCGGGACGAGUGUCCACAGGGUGAUAGUCGAGCCGGACGCUAACGACGGCAUUUUCCUCUCCGGGACAGCUUGCAGGUGUGCUACCUGCGGCACGGUCUGGAGAGCGAAUGAGGAUAAGGCAAUCCAGGGGUUCGCGGCGAACGACAAGUGGCCGUGGAUAGGCGUUCCAUGUGGAGGAACCUGCUGCGACUGUUGGCACUGUGACAGGAUAGAAGCCCUAAAGUGAAAUUGACCGCGUGUAAACCUAAUUGGGGAUAAAAGAAACGCGCUGGCGAAGUCGGUUCGGCAAUCCGACGCUCCUACGCGAAGAUAUCGCCAAAAGAAGAUUUUCGGCGUCGAAAGUCGCGAGCGCGGGUCGCGAUUCUCGGGAAAGCGCUAGAAGCGCAUUUCUCCCAUUCCGGCAUCAAAGACAGGUUCCAGUGCGAGUAUUGUGGCCGAGGAUCGAGGCAAGAGCCAG